This is a messenger RNA of Thrips palmi, 2756 nucleotides long. RefSeq names its product scm-like with four MBT domains protein 1. Bases 244 to 2613 code for a protein of 789 amino acids. The record is from RefSeq and is a predicted model, not a curated record. Gene Ontology annotation, biological process: regulation of DNA-templated transcription. The transcript is spliced from 16 exons. NCBI's taxonomy places the organism in Eukaryota, Metazoa, Arthropoda, Insecta, Thysanoptera, Thripidae. Gene Ontology annotation, cellular component: nucleus.
GGAUUAUUCUGUAGAUUAUUUUGAUGAUCCCCUUGAACUUGCGCAUGAAUAAUUCAACGAGUUUGCCCCUAAAAUCAAAAUUGUCAAAAGUGACGCCCUUCGUCCUCAAGGCAAGACAUGGAAGAAAAACAACAAGAAGUCAUCAGACAUGUGAAAACAAAUCCUUGUUUGGGCUCUAUUGUGCAAGGAAAAGUGGCACUUCAUUUUAGUAAAUUCUCUUUGAAGUGAUAGAGAAUUCCGAGGAUGUCGGAAGAAAAAGAAGCUUCAGAUCCCGUUCUACCAGUGGAGGAGGCUUCCGAGUCGAACGACGCAUCGGAGAAAGAUGAUCGCAAGGACACUGGUUUUACCUGGCAGGACUAUUUGGAAGUAACAAAUUCUCAAGAAGUUCCCCACCCUUUCUUCCAACAUGUUGAAGCUGGCUUGGAUACUGAACUUGAGAAUGGUAUGAUACUAGAAGUUCCCCGCAAAGAUGAUCCGUCACUAUACUGGCUGGCAAAGGUGGUGCUUGCUUGUGGACCUUUCUCCAGGUUACGGUACUCUGGGGAUGUUGAGGAUCAAACAGCAGACUUCUGGUGUGACUUAACUAAUAGCAAUGCACAACCCAUUGGCUGGUGUGACCAAGAGGGAAAAGUGCUCACUCCACCAGAGUCAAUAGCAAAGCUGAUAGGAGAUGUACAGUCACACAUUGAGGAAGUGAAGAAGACUGCAAAACCAGUACCACCCCACCUUCUGAGUGGAGAGGGAUUUGUGCCCACAGAGCGCAUUAAGGCAGGAAUGAAAGUUGAAGUGCAAGAUGUGGUCAAUCCCUACAGCUUAUGGAUAGCAACUAUUAUUGAGAAUGUUGGUGGCCGCCUGCUCCUCCGGUAUGAUACACCAGAUUCUUCAUCUCCUGAAUUCUGGUUGUACUUCACAUCAUCUCGUAUUUAUCCUAUGGGAUGGUGUAGUGAGAAAGGGGAUCCUUGGGUACUAAGGAGACCAGCUCAUUUCCAAUCCUGUCAUGGUAAGGAAGAAUGGGAAGCUGUGAUUGAAAUGGCCAAGGAAGAUGCCCGGCGCACUCCACUUCCUACAGAUUUCUUUAAGCACUCUGAUGAAAUUCUUCCACAUUCUUUUAUGAUGGGUAUGAAAGUGGAAGCACUUCACCCAAUAGAUCGCACUCAGAUUUUUCCAGCUACAGUCAUGGAAGUUUGGGGCGAUGCUUAUUUUCUUGUUGAAUUAGAUUUUAAAAUUUCCUCACAUGGUGAAGAAGAACCUAGGCUGACAUGGCUGUGUACCUCAAAUCAUCCGUAUAUUUUUCCUACCGGUUGGGCUAAUAAGCAUGGCAUCAAAAUAUCUAAACCUAUUGGCUGGAAAGAUAAUGUUGAAGAUGAAUUUCACUGGGAUGAAUACUUGCAACAAACCAGUGCUGUUGCAGCUCCUGAAAAAUGUUUUCCUCAAAAACCAUGUGCUAAAUAUAAUGGUAUAUUGGCUCACAUGAAAUUAGAAGCAGCCAAUCCACUAGACCAGUCGGAAAUAUGUGUUUCAACUGUUGGACGAACAACUGGUCAUAUUGUUUGGAUCCACUUGGAGAGAAAUGAAAGUGAUCAUCCUCGCCAUGCAGUAUCCUACGAUUCUACCGAUAUUUUCCCUGUUGGUUGGUGUGACAGUAAUUCAUAUCCACUGAAGCCUCCUCUAUAUUAUCAAAUGCCCUCAAGUAGUAGCAAUAGUGUUUUAGGGGAUGAAAGUAAUGACAAAAAAGAUACAGACUCCGGACAACGAAUGAGCAAAUUGUGGUGCCCAAAGAUAUACUUCAAUCAUAGAUGCUUCUCUGGUCCUUUUCUUUCCAAAUGCAAACUUGCUGGUCUGCCUCAAGCAGUCGGGCCUGGACCUGUAAGAUUAGUUAUGCGGGAAGUGUUGUCCAUGUUGAUAUCUGUUGCCUACAAGUCAAGCCGAGUGCUGAAGGAAAUUCAGUGUGACGGGGAUCUUAAACCAGGUGAACAUGUGGAGGUCCUGAAAGCAAAGUUCAAUCAAACAAAUUAUAGAGCCCGAGUUGCAGUUGUUAAUUCUUCUGAUCAGGUAGCAGAAUUUUGUCAAGAUAUCUGCCUCCGUCUAAAGGUCUGUCCAUAUUUAUUUGGGCCAACAAGGGUAGAAGCAGGACGAUGCCCAGAAAAAUGCAAUAUCUCUAAAACCAAGUUUACAUCACAAUAUUGGUCAAAUCGGCAAAAGAAAUCUAAUAGACCAGCAGGGGAUCCACUUCCUGAGCUAGAAAUUGUUGGUCCUAAGAAAAGAAGAGGUCGUAAGAGACGGUUUUCUAGCAUAAAAACACGAAACUCAGCUCCAAAUGCUAACUCCAUUCAAGGUGCAGAAAGUGAUGCAAGUGGGGAUGAUGCAGUGGAGCCUAGCAGCCAGUCAUCAGUUCCUGAAUCAACUCCUCGUCGCCGUGAGAUCGUUACAAGGGGUGCAAAGCAGGCCCUAAAUUCCUCUACCAAUGCUCCAGCUACCCGACAACGACCAGAAAGACGGGGGGUUAAAAGGCAACGAGAAACUGAAUCCACCGACCAGAAGUCUCCUAACAAGAUGACGUUGAAGCAUAUCUCAACCAAACAAAAGACUGUAAAUCAAUUUCCAAGUUACUAAAGAAAGAGGCUUUUGAUGGAGUCUCCUUCAUGUUGCUUAAUCUCCCCACUGCUGUGAAGCAACUCAACCUCAAACCACUCCAAGCUGUCAAUUUGUGCAGGCAUGUUGCACAAAUCAAGUACAUAUUUUUUAAGAGAUUUGUU